AUGGCUGAAGAGUCAGAAAGACUUUCGACAAAUGUUGUACCUGAACAUUAUGUUUUGGAAUUGGAUUUAGAUCCAGGUGUUUCUGGUUAUACAGGAAAAGUUACAAUUAACUUGAAGAUAAAACAGCAAACAAACUGUGUGAUCCUAAGUUGUCUAGGAAUAAAUAUCAAAAAAGCAACAAUAAGCCACUGCAAUGGAAAGGAGUGUUCGGACAAUAUAUCCUUCCAAGAAAAAGACGAAAGAGCAACUAUACAAUUCAAAAAAUGCAUUCCCAAAGGAAAUGCAUGUUUGAUCCUAGAAUUUGGCAGAGAAUUUCACGAAAUUUCAGCAAUUUGCAAAUCAACAUUUGAUACUUGCAAAGGGACAAAAACAUACGUUAUCAGUCAUUUUGAGCCCAACAGGGCCCGUGAAGCUUUCCCUUGUUUUGAUGAACCAGCUCUGAAGGCAACUUUUGACAUCGUCAUGAAAGUUCCUGAAAAUUUGAUGGCUUUGUCCAAUAUGGAUGUCCGAGAAGAAGAGGUAAAAUGUGGUUGCAAAACUGUUUGUUUCAACACAACCCCUAAAAUGUCAACUUAUUUACUGGCAUUUUCGGUCGGAGAGUUUGAGUAUAUUGAAAGUCAAACAGGAAGUGGUACUAAGGUAAGGGUCUAUACGCCCCCAGGGAUGAAAAAAUAUGGUCAAUUCGGCCUUGAAGUGGCAGUAAAAGGUUUAGAUAUUUUUUCGAAACUUUUUGACGAACCUUAUUCGUUGCCAAAAUUGGAUUUGGUGGUUACCAAAAAUUUUGCGAGUGGUGCCAUGGAGAAUUGGGGACACAUUUCAUUUGGAGAUAUGUCUAUGAUCUUCAACAAAAACGAAACUCCAACAGUUUGGAAAUCGUCAAUAUCAGGAACGGUUAUUCACGAAUUGGCACAUUUGUGGUUUGGAGAUCUUGUCACCAUGAAUUGGUGGAGCGAUUUGUGGCUAAACGAAGGCUUUGCUUCAUUCUACUCCGUUCUCGGAAAAUAUCGAAUACUUCCUGAAAUUGAUCCUUGGAACGGAUUUUUGCUGCACUUUUAUGCAGCAAUGGCUGCAGACGAAAUGCCUGGGGCUGCACCGAUUGUGCGAAAAGUUGGUUCAACUUCUGAUGCCCAAGCAAUGUUCAACGCCUCCAGCUACUCCAAAGGUGCAACCAUAAUUCGGAUGCUAAGAAAUUAUUUGGAGGAAGAUUAUUCUAAGGGAAUUAAAAAUUAUAUACAAAAAUAUAAAUUUCAAAGCGCUGGAACAGCAGAUUUGUGGAAAGCUUUGGAAGAAGCCAGUGGAAAACCAAUAGGUUGCAUGAUGAACGCCUGGGUAAACCAACCGGGUUACCCUUUGCUGACAGUAUCAGAAACGCAUUGCGGAACCACAAGAACCAUUAAUAUAAAACAAGAAGUGUUCACCAAAAGUACUGACCAGGAGGUACCUCCGAUGCAAUGGACAAUACCCAUAACUGUCAUGACUUCUAAAUGCCCAACUGGAUAUACCGUCAGCACUUUGAUGGAAUGUCAAUCGACGUCUAUGACUGUUGAAGAUUUGGCACCAUGCGAUUGGGUGAAAUUAAAUGUAGGAACCAUGGAUUAUUAUAGGGUUCUGUACCCGCCAGAAAUGAUGGAUAAAUUUGGGCCAGCAAUAGAAGGUUUGUCUAUGCCAGUUUUGGACAGGAUUGGUUUGUUAGAGGAUAUGUAUGCGAUGGCAAGUUCUGGCAGAAAGACCAUGGAAACGGUAAAAUGUGGUUGCAAAACUGUUUGUUUCAACACAACCCCUAAAAUGUCAACUUAUUUACUGGCAUUUUCGGUCGGAGAGUUUGAGUAUAUUGAAAGUCAAACAGAAAGUGGUACUAAGGUAAGGGUCUAUACGCCCCCAGGGAUGAAAAAAUAUGGUCAAUUCGGCCUUGAAGUGGCAGUAAAAGGUUUAGAUAUUUUUUCGAAACUUUUUGACGAACCUUAUUCGUUGCCAAAAUUGGAUUUGGUGGUUACCAAAAAUUUUGCGAGUGGUGCCAUGGAGAAUUGGGGACACAUUUCAUUUGGAGAUAUGUCUAUGAUAUUCAACAAAAAUGAAACUCCAACAGUUUGGAAAUCGUCAAUAUCAGGAACCGUUAUUCACGAAUUGGCACAUUUGUGGUUCGGAGAUCUUGUCACCAUGAAUUGGUGGAGUGAUUUGUGGCUUAACGAAGGCUUUGCUUCAUUCUACUCCGUUCUCGGAAAAUAUCGAAUACUUCCUGAAAUAGAUCCUUGGAACGGAUUUUUGCUGCACUUUUAUGCAGCCAUGGCUGCAGACGAGAUGCCUGGGGCUGCACCAAUUGUUCGAAAAGUUGGUUCAACUUCUGAUGCCCAAGCAAUGUUCAACGCCUCCAGUUACUCCAAAGGUGCUACCAUAAUUCGAAUGUUAAGAAAUUAUUUGGAGGAAGAAGAUUAUUCUAAAGGAAUAAAAAAUUAUAUACAAAAAUAUAAAUUUCAAAGUGCUGGAACAGCAGAUUUGUGGAAGUCUAUGGAAGAAGCCAGUGGAAAACCAAUAGGUUGCAUGAUGAACGCCUGGGUAAACCAACCGGGUUACCCUUUGCUGACAGUAUCAGAAACGCAUUGCGGAACCACAAGAACCAUUAAUAUAAAACAAGAAGUGUUCACCAAAAGUACUGGCCAGGAGGUACCUCCGAUGCAAUGGACAAUACCUAUAACUGUCAUGACGUCCAAAUGCCCAACUGGGUAUACCGUCAGGACUUUGAUGGAAUGUCAAUCGACGUCUAUGACUGUUGAAGAUUUGGCACCAUGCGAUUGGGUGAAAUUAAAUGUAGGAACCAUGGAUUAUUAUAGGGUUCUGUACCCGCCAGAAAUGAUGGAUAAAUUUGGGCCAUCAAUAGAAAGUUUGUCCUUGCCAGUUUUGGACAGAAUUGGUUUGUUGGAGGAUAUGUAUGCGAUGGCGACUUCUGGUAGAAAGACCAUGGAAACGUUUUUCCAAUUCCUAUGCCACUACAAAAACGAAGAUUCACCAUUCGUCUGGGAAUCCAUUGGUAACAUUUUAAGAAAAAUGCACAGUUUGGUGUCUAACACGGAUUUAAAAAAUGAGUUCAAACAAUUUGUCUUGAAUAUGUUUUGUGAAAUCAAGAAAAACGUCAGCUGGGACGACAGAAGUUGUGAGCCCUUUUCCAUAACUAAAAUGAGGGAUUUGAUUUUGACUUGUCUUGUUGAAUUUGAAGACGAGGAAACUAUCGAGAAGGCAAAAAACAGAUUUAAACAAACAAUUCGUGAUGACCAAAAAAUCAGCCCUGAUAUAAUGCAUCCCUUGAUGAUAGGGGUGAUGAAAACAGCAGAUUGUGCAACUUUUGAUCAAGUCGUCAAAAUUAAGGAUCAGAUGAAGACUAACUUCACCAAACAUAAAAUUCUGAACGCAAUGAGUUUUGCCCAAAACGACGAAGUAAUCCAAAAAGUACUAGACUACGGCCUAAGUCGUGAGGACGAAUUCGAGCACCUUCUGCCACAUAUUUGCGACACGUCUCGAGGACGAACCUUAUGUUGGAAAUUUGUGAAAGACAACCAGCAGCAAAUUGCCAAAAUGUACAAAUCGAAAGUCCGAACAGGUUUUGUGGUGAAAAUGCUGAUUGAUAAAUUCGCCUGCGAAUCCAAGGCGAAUGAGAUCGAGUGUCAUUUUAAGGAAAAUCCGAUGCCAGAAGCAGCAACUGCAAUUGCUGCAGCAGUCGAAGGGAUUAGGUUAAAAUGUAUUGAUUUAAAAAAAAUCAACACCAAAAUGUCUUCAACAUUCGAACGACUUCCAACAAAUAUUGUUCCAGAGCAUUAUCUCUGCGAAUUUGAAAUAGAUCCCUGUGCAAACAGUUUUAAAGGAAAAACAUCCAUAAAUUUACAGAUAAAAGAAAAAACAAGUCGUGUAGUUCUAAAUUGUCUCGGACCGGUCAUCAAAAAUGCAACUUUGAACCAUUCAGAAGGUUGUGAGUCUACAGAAGACAUUUGCUACAGUGAAGAAGAAGAACGUGCUACAAUAUUAUUUAAAAAUUGCAUUCGUGAAGGAGGAGCCUGUUUGAAAUUGGAAUACACCAAAGACUUCACAGAUACUGUCAAAGGGAUAUUUAAAAGCACCACCAUCACACCCAAAGGAAACGACACAAGUAUCAUAAGCCACUUCGAGCCAAAUGCAGCCCGAGAAGCCUUUCCCUGUUUCGACGAACCUUCCCUUAAGGCAACAUUUGAUGUCGUCCUCAAAGUUCCACAAUGUUACCUGGCUUUGUCCAAUAUGGAUGUCCAAGAAGAGGAAGUAAAAUGCGGUUGCAAAACUGUAAGAUUCAACAGAACUCCUCUAAUGUCAACCUAUUUAUUAGCCAUAGUCGUUGGCAAAUUUGAUUUUGUGGAAGGAUGUACCAAAAAAGGUGUCAAGGUGAGAGUCUACACGCCCCAGUUCAAAAAAAGACAAGGCCAGAUGGCCAUGGAAAUCGGCGUCAAAUGUUUAAACACAUUUUCGGAACUUUUUGAUGAACCUUACCAUUUGCCCAAAUUGGAUAUGGUACCGAGCACCACUUUUGGCGCUGGUGCUAUGGAGAAUUGGGGACUUGUUAUAUUCAAAGAUAUAUAUUUAUUAUAUAACGAAGAAGAAUCUCCAGUCUACGUCAAAACUGAUAUCGCUGAAGUCGUUAUUCACGAAUUGGCACACAUGUGGUUCGGGAAUUUAGUAACCAUGAAAUGGUGGAAUCAUUUGUGGCUCAACGAAGGUUUUGCCACGUUUUAUUCGCAAUUGGGCAAACAUUGCACAAAUCCUGAAUUCGAGGCUUGGACGGAAUUUUUGACCACGACUUUUUAUUCUGCAAUGUCUGCUGAUGUGGUGCCGAAUACUCAUCCGAUUGUGCGAAAUGCUGGUCCUACUGCAGAAAUAGUCAGAAUGUUUGACUCCAUCACGUACCAAAAAGGCGGUACAGUCCUGAGAAUGCUCAGAAACUUUAUGGGCGGUGAGGAUUUCAAUAAAGGCAUCAAAAAUUAUCUGAAGACACACAAGUUCAAAAACGCCGAAACGUCUGAUCUUUGGCGAGCUUUGGGAGAAGCCAGUGGAAAACCCAUAGCUGCUAUGAUGAGCACAUGGGUUGACCAACCGGGUUACCCUUUGUUGACAAUUUCCGAAAACCAAAGUGAAAAUAAAAGAGUUAUCAAAAUCACCCAAGAAGUCUUCACCAAAGAUACUGACCAGGAGGUACCAGAUACACAGUGGAUUAUACCAAUUUCGGUGCUCACUUCUAAAUGUCUCUGUGGGUCAACUGUUAGUACUAUAAUGGACAGUUCAUCAAUAUGUGUCACAAUUGAAGACAUGACACCAUGCGAUUGGGUAAAAUUAAAUCCAGGAACCAUGGACUACUAUAGAGUUCAGUAUCAUCCUCAAAUGCUGGAUAAAUUAAUUCCAGCAAUAGAAGAUUUAUCCAUGCCAGUUUUGGACAGAAUUGGUUUGCUGCACGAUUUGAAUGCCAUGUCAACAUCUAACAGAAGAUCUAUGGAAACGGAAAAGGGUCAGCUGGGACCCUAA
This is a messenger RNA of Ctenocephalides felis (cat flea), 5532 nucleotides long. RefSeq lists its product as uncharacterized. Lineage: Eukaryota; Metazoa; Arthropoda; Insecta; Siphonaptera; Pulicidae. The transcript is spliced from 34 exons. Gene Ontology annotation, biological process: peptide catabolic process; proteolysis. Gene Ontology annotation, molecular function: peptide binding; zinc ion binding; metalloaminopeptidase activity. Gene Ontology annotation, cellular component: cytoplasm. The record is from RefSeq and is a predicted model, not a curated record. The coding region runs from base 1 to 5532 and encodes 1843 amino acids.